CGGUGGUUUAACCAAUCACGGCUACUUUCCCGAAGCACCACCCACCAAAACAGUUUGAUUUUAAAUUCAAACGGCCGGAAACCGCGGAUUGGAGACAACCUUUUAAGAAAACUCAGCGUUAGUUAAUUAAGAACAUGUCCCGCUUGCCAGUCAGUGCGAGCAAGAGGGUCCUUCUGACGAGCAGCAGCAGCUCGGAGAACGGACAAGACUUUGCUCCCGCUCAGAAGAAGAUCCGCAAGGACCCCGAGCCUUUCAAACCACAUGCAGCAGCUACGAUCAUCAGCGGCAGGCGGCCUCCGGUUGCAGCAACCAGGGCUCCGAUUUCAAGGCCAGUCCGCGGUGUGGGAGCCGCCACCGUGGCUGGUGUUCCUUCCCGAGGCGUCCUGAAACAAUCGAUAGCUUCUACUGCAGCAAAGGGGGGGAACGUGAAACCAACGGCUGCACCAACAGCCCCCAAAACAGGUGCAGGUGGGGGCACCAAGCGCCACGCGUGGGACUUCAAGGGCAAGGUCAGCGACAUGGAGGGCAAGAUCCGUAACUACCAGACCAAGGUGAAGACUACCAACCAGGAGAACGAGGAGCUGAGAGGCACGAUGGCCCAGACCCAGUCAAGAGUGUCUGAGAUGGAGAAGAAACUUGAGAAGCAGACGAGGCAGAUCAGUGAGUACGAGGCGGAGCUGCAGGCCUUGUCUGGCGUGCGGGAUGAGUUGGAGACGGUGUCCAGCGACAAGUGCACUCUUGAAAAGGAGCUUUCCAGUUUAGAGAGCAAAUACAAGGUCGUGGAGACUCUGCGGGACAGCCAGGAGACCGAGCUGCAAACGCUCAAGAUGAAGCUGUCGGUGCAGGAGUCGACCAUGGCCCGCCUGCAGGCGGCCCUCAGAGACUCGGAGGAAGAGGUCCGCUCCCUUAAGGACACCGUUGUCCAGCAGAAGGAUGAGCUUCAUGCCGGGGAGAUGGAGCGCAGGCAGCUCCACAACGCCAUCCAGGAGCUCAAGGGCAACAUCAGGGUCUUUUGCAGGGUGCGCCCUCUGGUGGAGGGAGGCCUCAGCAAGCACAUCCAGCUCUCGCCCAGCGACAACAAGACGAUAACGCUGGCCAAGACCGAGGAGUCCCACACAGGCAAAGCUGCUGACACUCAGAAGAAUUACAACUUCAGCUUCGACCGAGUGUUUGGCCCCCAGUCUUUACAACAGGAGGUGUUCGAAGAGAUCUCGCUGCUGGUGCAGUCCGCGCUGGACGGCUACAACGUCUGCUGCUUCGCUUAUGGCCAGACGGGCAGCGGCAAGACCUACACCAUGGAGGGGGGCGAGUACGACGAGUGCAGAGGAGUCAUUCCCAGAGCCGUGAAGCAAAUCUUCAGAGCGGCAGAGAAGCUGGGGGCGCAGGGCUGGGAGUUCACCUUCACGGCGAGCUUCGUGGAAAUUUACAACGAGGGCCUUCGAGACCUGCUUUACUCUGGCAAGGCCAGCAAGAGGCCCGAGCACGAGAUCCGAAAGUCGGCCAACAACGAGGUGACCAUCACCAACCUCACAUACCAACGGGUCUGCAGCGAGGAUCAGGUUCUCCACCUCAUCAUGUUGGCCAAUCAGAAUCGCUCCACCGCCCAGACGGCCCAGAACGACCGCUCCUCCCGCUCCCACUCAGUGUUCCAGCUGGAUAUCGAGGGAGUGAACGCUGGCAGGGAUGUCAAGUGCAAGUCCACUCUGUGCAUGGUGGACUUGGCCGGCAGCGAGCGCAUGCUGAAGAGUCAGUCUCAGGGGGAGCGCUUUAAGGAGAUGACCGCCAUCAACGGCUCCCUGUCCAACCUCGGCAUCGUCAUCACCGCGCUGGCCAACAAGGAGAGCUACGUUCCCUACAGGAACUCCAAGCUGACCUACCUGCUGCAGGGCUGCUUGGGAGGAAACAGCAAAACCCUGAUGUUUGUGAACAUCGCUCCAGAGACCGACAGCUUCGGAGAGACGCUGAACUCUUUGAGGUUUGCAAGCAAGGUCAACGACUGUGUGAUUGGAACUGCGAGCGCCAACAGGAAGUAGAGCAGAAAAGAAGUUAACGCGGUUCUUACUAUUUUUACCUUUUUAUUAAUGGUCACAACAUGAAAUGUCCGGCGCAAUCGUUUCUCGCGUCUUGAGUUUUACUUUGUGUGGUUUGGCACAUCGCGGGGCUCAAUCAGUCCGGCAGGGCUCAAGGCAGAUUCAGUCACUCACCUUUUGAAUAAAUACAACCGCAGUGAGAACCGGAGCCAGACAACGCGUGACGCGUGUAGUUGAUGGCGCGUUGUUUGGUGGGACGUUUGGCCCCAGAUGUCCGGCACUCUGCUGUGAUCUCGCGGGGGCGUUUGGUAGAGGAUGAUGGAGAAAUGAUGAACAAGCAACCAGCCACUUGCUUGACAGCUGCAGUGACGACGCUUAAGAUUGAAAUUCUUUUCAAUGGUAAAACACAAACAAACAAUUUUGAAUGGUUAUUGUAAUAAAGCCGUCAUUCUUUAAAGUCACAUUAUAAUUAAGCUUACUUAUAACUGCACAGCAUGUUGAUUCCUAAAGAGACUGUUUGAUGAGCCCUGUGCAAACCAAAAACUAAAAUCCUUUAUAUUCUCAGGACUUUCCUUGAUCAUUAUUUCAGGCUUUUAACUAUUUAAUCAAGAGGAUGUGUACAUAGGCAUGUUUUUAGUGUGUUCUUUUUAAAUAUAUGGCUCUCAAGGCUCCUUUAUUCAUGUCAUUUUCUAGUUGAGACCUUUUCAUUUCCAUUGGAAAGUGCAUCAAUAUGCACAUUUUUUCCAGUUCAUGUUUUUUGUGUAACUUUCACAAUACUUGCAAAUAAAUGCAGUGUGCUUAAACAAA
This is a messenger RNA of Gasterosteus aculeatus aculeatus (three-spined stickleback), 2837 nucleotides long. RefSeq names its product kinesin family member C1 (gene kifc1). Gene Ontology annotation, biological process: microtubule-based movement. Lineage: Eukaryota; Metazoa; Chordata; Actinopteri; Perciformes; Gasterosteidae. The record is from RefSeq and is a predicted model, not a curated record. Gene Ontology annotation, molecular function: microtubule motor activity; microtubule binding; ATP binding.